AUGAACGAAAACGAGAAUAACUCUGGAGCCGGUAAUCAAAUCAUUCAAACGCCUGAUACAACUAUGGUGAACCGCUUCGCUUUAAGCGGCAUCACACACGACACCACGAAAUAUUUCCACGUCAUAAGCGCUGUGGACACUGGGAUCUUGUCACAAGUGGCAGAUAUCAUUCAAGUACCACCAGCAAUGGAAAAGUAUGUUACUCUAAAAUCACGUCUAAUUGAUAUUUACACAGAUAGUAAAGAAAAGAAACUGAGAAAGUUAUUUAGCGACGUCGAAUUAGGUGAUAGAAAACCAUCGGUACUGCUUAACGAAAUGCAACGUCUUAGAGGUAGUGCUUUGAGUGCUGAUCUAUUGAAGUCAUUGUGGCUUCAAUACCUCCCUAUAACCACACAGUCUUGCCUCGCUGUUACAAAAGGAUCAUUUAAUAUCUCGUUAUAA
This is a messenger RNA of Macrosiphum euphorbiae (potato aphid), 441 nucleotides long. Lineage: Eukaryota; Metazoa; Arthropoda; Insecta; Hemiptera; Aphididae. The record is from the annotation of a GenBank genome assembly.